GCACCCAGUGCCUGGGACUGUACAUUUGAGACAGGACUGUGUCAGUACCAGCAGGCAACUGAUGAUGAGUUUGACUGGACCAGGCAGACUGGCUCCACUGGUACAGGUGACACAGGACCCUCUACAGACCACACACUUGGAGUUGUUUGCGAGAGCCGCUCCACUCCAGACCGCUACCUGUACAUGUGGGACCUUCCCCAGCUCACACAAUCGCGGUUCUACUUCUCUGUGAUGGGAAACAAUGAUGCCCACAUUGCACUGUCCGGUCAGAACCAAGACCUGGACGACAUGUAUGAGAUUGUGAUUGGAGGAUGGGGGAACACGCAGUCUGUCAUUAGAAGAUCUAAACAGGGAGCAAACCAGGCUACGGCACCAACCCCAGGAAUAUUGUCAGCAACUGAAUUUAGAAAAUUCUGGAUCUCCCACCUUGCUGACGGCACAAUCCAAGUUGGACGUUAUGGAGAACAACUCCCCUUCAUGGAAUGGACCGACCCUAAUAAGCUUGACAUCAAUUUUGUGGGCUAUUCCUCUGGAUGGGGGGUAGCAGCUGAAUGGAAGUUCUGUGACCUUGCUAAUGGUUACUACUUGUACAUCGAGACAUCGGACCCUGUUCAAAAUGAUGACAAAGCCCGGAUAGAGAGUGCCACCCACCCACCUACUGUUGGCCAGGGCAAGUGCCUGACCUUCUACUACCACAUGUACGGAACUAACGUCAACACCUUGAACCUGUACCUGAAGAGUGGAGGGGCCCUGGGCAAUCCCAUCUGGACUCGGUCUGGCACUUUGGGUGAUGAAUGGAGAAGAGCUCAUGUCUCCAUUGUCAAGGACAGCAACUUCCAGAUAACAUUUGAAGGAGUACGUGGCACAAGUUUCCGUGGAGACAUUGCUAUAGAUGACAUCAUGCUUGCAGAUGGACCUUGCACAUAUGUUGGUGAGCAUGUGUGUGACUUUGAGGACGCCAACCUGUGCGGGUACACUCAGGACAGUAAUGAUGACUUUGACUGGACCCAGCAGAGCAGCAGUACAGGAACCACCAACACUGGGCCUACCACUGACCACACUUAUGGCACUGAUGCAGGUAAAUACCUGUACAUUGAGACGUCCUCUCCCCGGCAACCUGGGGACAUCGCACGCCUGAUCUCUCCAUCCUACCCCGCCACGACCGGGCAGUGUGUCAAGUUCUGGUACCACAUGUACGGAAGCAGUAUCGGCAUGCUCAGGGUUUACAUGAGGUCACAGAACACCCAGGGUAACCCGCUCUGGACCAAGUCAGGUGACCAGGGUGACCACUGGUUGGCUGGUCAAGUUACCAUCACGUCCACCUCAUCAUUCCAGGUUGUGUUUGAAGGAGAACGGGGAACAGGUUUCAGGGGAGACAUCGCUAUUGACGAUGUGCAGAUCACAGAUGGAGCCUGUCCAAAUCCAGGUGACUGUGACUUUGAGGAUGGCAGGUGCACAUGGAGCAACUUGAACGUUGUCGACGACUUUGACUGGCUCCUCGGGAAAGGUGACACACAGAGCCAGUUCACUGGGCCGUCUGUGGAUCACACCCUCGGCACUGAUCAAGGUCAAUACAUGUUUAUUGAGACGUCCAACCCACGAGUGCAAGGAGACAAGGCCAUGUUCACUAGUGAGACCUUCCUUGCCAGCAGCGCCUGCAUCAACUUCUGGUACCACAUGAAGGGCACUGGAAUUGGCACCUUGAAGGUGUUGGUGCACAAGCAAAGAGACAACACGUACACCCAGGUGUGGAGCCUCACAGGCCAGCAGGGAGACCAGUGGUUAGCUGGACAGGCCCCUGUUUCCCAUGAUCAUGACUACAAGGUGGUUUUUGAAGCUGUAACAGGAACAGAUCACCUGGGGGACAUCGCCAUUGAUGACAUCUACUUCACCAGUUCAGCCUGCUCAGUGAGCCCUUCAGCUGCAGUUCCUGGGUCACCAACACUAACAACCAUGAUGCCCACAACGAUCCCUAACUUCCCAACUUCAACAUUUGUACAAUCUCAGUAUGACUGUAACUUCCAAGUGGACCUGUGCAGCUGGUCCCAGUACACAGGCGAUGAGUUUGACUGGACCCGAGCGCAGGGCCCCACUGGUUCACAACAGACUGGCCCCACUGUAGACCACACUCUGGGAACAGACCAAGGCUGGUACAUAUACAUCGAGACAUCGUCUCCUCAGGUUGUCAACGAUACCGCUGUCCUUCUGAGUGCAAACAUCCCAGCCGCCCAGGACAAGUGUCUGCAGUUCUGGUACCACAUGUAUGGUGCGCACGUGGACGUCCUGAAUGUUAGAUUCUACACCAGUCAGGGCUUAUCUUCUCCAUUCUGGACAAAACAGGGUACUCAGGGAGACUCAUGGCAGUUGGCUGAAGUUUCUGUGAAUGGUUUGAGUACUCAGUACCAGAUUGCUUUUGAGGCACGCCGGGGUACAAGUUUCCGAGGUGACAUUGCCCUGGAUGACAUCAGAGUGACUGAUGGCCGCUGUGCUGCACCUGCCUUGACCCAGCCAUGUGACUUUGAGCUCCCAGACAUCUGUGGGUUUACACAAGAUACAACAGACGACUUUGACUGGACCCAGGACAGUGGAGCAACCGGCUCCACCAACACUGGACCCAACACUGACCAUUCCACUGGGACUGCUGCAGGGAAGUACAUGUACAUUGAGACAUCUGCACCCCAGCAGCCAGGCGACGUUGCUCGUCUUAUCAGCGCAACGCUCCCUGGAGACUCCACCAGCUGUCUGCAGUUCUACUACCACAUGUACGGCUCCAGCAUCGGCACACUCAACAUCUACGCAAAGGAUGAUGGGAGUAGUAACCUGGGUGGGGCCAUUUGGAGGAGGACGGCUGACCAGGGCGACCAAUGGGUGAUCGGAUAUGUUACAGUGCCACGAAGAGGACAGAAUAUGCAGGUUGUGUUUGAAGGUAUCCGUGGCAGCAGUUUCCGUGGAGACAUUGCCAUUGAUGAUGUGCAGUUGACACCAGGGGCAUGCCCUCUUCCGGGAGACUGUGAUUUUGAGAAUGGACUGUGCGGCUGGAUCAACCCUCAGGUGGGAGAUGAGUUUGAUUGGACCAUUGGGCAGGGAGCGACCGGCAGUGCAUCUACUGGGCCAUCUCAGGACACCACUAUCGGCUCUGCUGCAGGUCAUUAUGUGUUCCUGGAGUCGUCCAGUCCACGUGUGCCGGGCGAUCGAUGCUGGCUGCAGAGUGAGCUGUUCCAAGCCACCAAUAGUGAUGGAAGGUGCCUGCAGUUCUCUUACCACAUGUACGGGAGCUCUGUUGGUACACUCAGGGUCAUUGUUGUCGACUAUGACAAUGGGAACACCACCAGGACAGUAUGGGAGCUGAGCAGUGACCAGGGAGACCAGUGGCUGUUUGCACAAACCCCUGUCAUCCACACAUAUGGCAUGUACUAUGUAAGACUUGAGGGUGAGAGAGGUGUCAGUUACAGAGGAGACAUUGCUAUUGAUGACAUCCUUUUCUCAAGUGGUCCAUGUACAGUUCAACCUGUGGAGGCAGCACCAUCCACUCCAGUUUCCCCGACAUAUGCACCUACACCAGCAGCCACGUCCACACUGUCUCCAGCUUCUAUCCUGAACGAGUGCACCUUUGAGACAGACCUUUGCCAGUAUCAGCAGGCCCAGGAUGAUGACAUUGACUGGAUACGAGGACAAGGUCCAACCGGCUCCACUGAUACAGGGCCUACAAGCGAUCACACCUUGGGCACAGACCAGGGAUGGUAUGUUUACAUUGAGGCCUCCAGCCCUGCCCAGCCCAAUGACACUGCCCGUUUGGAGGGGCCAGUCAUACCAUUGACACAGCCGGCAUGCCUGAAGUUCUGGUACCACAUGUAUGGCACACACGUCAACAGGCUCAACGUCUACUUUAAGUCUGGUGGCAACCUGGGCAGCCCAGUCUGGACCCAGUCUGGUGCUGUGAGUGACCUGUGGAUCCAGGCACAAGUGAACGUCCCCACCACCUCCGCCUUCCAGCCCGUGUUUGAGGCCGUCAGGGGCACCAGUUUCCGUGGAGACAUCGGGCUGGACGACAUACAGGUGUUGGACGGGCCGUGCUCAUCUGGCUUUGAUGUGUCCUGUGACUUUGAGGAUGUCUCAGUGUGUGGGUACACACAGAGUGGAUCAGACGACUUUGACUGGACGUGGCAGAGUGGGAGCACCCAAACCACCAACAGUGGGCCAACCAACGACCACACUUAUGGCACAGGAGCUGGACACUACUUUUACAUUGAGGCGUCCAGCCCCAGGCAGCCAGGAGACACAGCAGUUCUGUACAGUAGCAUCAUCCCUCCCACACAAGGUCGCUGUCUGGAGUUCUACUACCACAUGUACGGUGCCAACAUUGGCACCCUGAAUGUGUAUACUAAUGGCAUCAAUAGCCCCAGUGUGUGGAGUAUGUCUGGUGACCAGGGUAAUGUGUGGAAACAAGCACAGGUCAGCGUCAGCAGCACUGCAUCUUUCGAGAUCACAUUUGAAGGAAUAACUGGCUCCAGCUUCCGAGGUGACAUUGCUAUAGAUGAUGUGUCCUUGAAGGCAUAUGAUUGUUCUACAGCAGGCAACUGCAACUUUGAGAAUGGUUUGUGCACAUGGACAAACAAUCAACCAGACGAUGACUUUGACUGGCUGAUAGGACGUGGUGGCACCAACAGUCAGUUCACUGGACCAUCUGUGGAUCAUACCCUAGGCACGGAUCAAGGACAUUAUGUAUUUGUGGAGACAUCCAACCCAAGAGUGCCUGGUGACGUGGCUCUGCUGCAAAGUGAGAGAUUCCAGUCCCAUGUGGAUGACAAAUGUCUGCGGUUCUGGUACCACAUGUACGGGGCCGGAGGCAUGGGAAGCCUGACCAUUUACACCUACACCACUGGCGGGCUGCGUACAAACCUCUGGCGGUUAGACACGGACCAGGGCGAUCAGUGGUUCCGAGGACAGGUGUCGUUCUCAAGCACUGAUGACUACAAGGUUAUGUUUGAAGCCAUUCGUGGCACCAACCAUCAGAGUGACAUGGCCAUCGAUGAUAUCUCCUUCUCCCCUGGCUCCUGUGCUGUACAACCAGCCAUAGCUGUACCUGGUGCUACUCCAGCUCCAACACUGCCAGCCAUCACCACACUACCUCCCACAAUAGUUGUUGGCCAGUAUGGUUGCACUUUUGAGUCUGACCUGUGUGGUUGGACUCAGGACGCCUCAGACACCUUUGACUGGACCCGAUCUCAGGGUCCAACUGGGAGCACUCAAACUGGGCCCACUGCAGACCACACCACUGGAACAGACCAAGGCUGGUACCUGUUCAUCGAGACGUCCAGCCCCCAGGUGGCCGGUGACGUGGCCCGUGUGCUGAGUCCUGACAUCCCCGCUGGUGUGCUGUGUCUGCAGUUCUGGUACCACAUGUACGGCACAAACAUCGACACACUGAACGUGUACCUACAGGAGGGAAGCACCCUGGGAACACCCGUGUGGACAGAAACUGGCACACAGGGAGACCAGUGGAUCCAGGGACAGGUGGCCAUCACCAAGUCAGCCACAUUCAAGAUUGUGUUUGAAGGGAUCCGUGGCUUAGGGUACAGAGGAGACAUUGCUCUGGACGACAUUAUUGUGAACUCUGGGGCUUGUCCUGGACCAGGGAGUACAGCCCAGCAGUGUACUUUUGAUGAUGCCAGUUUGUGUGGCUACACCCAGGACACCCAGGAUGACUUUGACUGGACACAAGCCUCUGGUACCACAGGGUCUACAGGAACAGGUCCUGACAAUGACCACACCACAGGCACCGAUGCAGGAAUGUACAUGUACAUCGAGGCAUCCUCACCCAGAAAUCCGGGCGACAUUGCUCGCUUGCUGAGCUCAUCUGUCACCCCUGGCGGGACACGGGCUGGCCAGUGUGUGGAGUUCUGGUACCACAUGUACGGUACCAGUGUUGGGACUCUCAACGUCUACAGCAGGAUCAAUGGAGUAGACACAUCAAUUUGGAGUAAGGACAGUGACCAAGGUAACCAGUGGAACCUGGCUCAGGUUGGACUCACUACCUCCUCUCAGUACCAGGUUGUAUUUGAAGGUAUCACUGGAACUAGCUUCCGUGGUGACAUUGCCAUUGAUGAUGUGCAGAUCAGUGAUGGGCUGUGUGGAGCACAAGGGAGCUGCACAUUUGAGGACAACGACCUUUGCACCUGGAGUCAGGACCUGUCAAAUGAUGACUUUGACUGGCUGCUGGGUCAAGGGUCAACAGGGAGCCAGUUUACAGGACCUGACAGUGACCACACCCUCGGCACUGCACUGGGUUACUACCUCUUCAUUGAGACAUCCUCUCCCCGUGUGAAUGGGGACGUGGCACGGAUCAUCAGCUCCAGGUUUGAUGGUGGACAGGACCGCUGCUUCAGCUUCUGGUACCACAUGUACGGAGCAGCUGUGGGAUCUCUCAGGGUUUACAUGCAAGAAAUUGGCUCUCAGACUGUGGAGUCAUUGGUAUGGGAACUGACAGGUGACCAAACCAACCAGUGGUUCAGUGGACAGGUGGGACUGAGCAGCAGGACCAAUCCUUACCAGCUUGUGUUUGAAGGUGUUCGAGGGGACAGCCACACUGGAGAUAUUGCUAUUGAUGAUCUAUUGGUCACAAAUAGUCUCUGUUCCAUACUACCAACUACAGCAAACCCUGGAGGCCAAGUGCAAAUUGGCUGUGACUUUGACUCUGGGUUCAGUGCCUGCAGCUGGACACAGUCUACAGCAGAUGACUUUGACUGGACACUUACCAACAUCAGCACAACAACUACCGACACAGGACCCAGCUAUGACCACACCACCGGAGCAGGUCACUACAUCUACAUCGAAAGUUCCAGCCCUCGCUCUCCUGGUGACAGAGCCAUGUUGGAGUCCUCCACACUGCCCCCUACCGACCCUAAUGGGAACUGCUUUUCCUUCUAUUACCACAUGUGGGGUGUCCACAUCGCCCAGUUGAACAUCUACACCUACGUGCCAAGUACGGGGCAGCAGACAUUGGUGUGGAGUAAGGACGGAGCGCAGGACAACCGCUGGAUCUUAGGGGUCAGGUCCAUCCAGGCUUCAGCUGACUUCAAGAUCCAGAUUGAGGGUGUGGUUGGUACAAGUUACCGUGGAGACAUUGCCUUGGAUGACAUCAGAUAUGGAACAGGCCCUUGUCCUGCACUAAGUGACUGUGACUUUGAAAUAGACUUCUGCGGAAUAAUUCAGGCUACUGAUGAUGACUUUGACUGGAGUCGCGGCCAGAAUGGCACCGCAACUGUGGGCACAGGUCCAUCAAUAGACCACACCACAGGCACACAAUCAGGAUACUAUGCGUACAUCGAAACCUCCUCUCCCCGUCAGCCGAACGACAAAGCGCGUAUGAUUACGCCCUUGUAUCUGGCCACCCCUGCCUCCUGUUUCCAGUUCUGGUACCACAUGUACGGCGUCAACAUUGGCACUCUCAACGUCUACCUAAAAACAGGAUCCUCCAAUACUCUCCUGUGGACCAAGAGCGGGGACAACGACGAUAUAUGGCGGUUAGGCUACGUCACCAUAUCCAGCCCUAAUGAUGUCUUCCAGGUUGUGUUUGAGGGCGUACGAGGCCAGAGCUUCCGUGGAGACAUUGCCAUAGACGACAUUCAACUCAGUGAUGGUCAAUGCCCACCACCAGGAUUCUGUAAUUUUGAGCAGGGGCUUUGUGGUUGGUCCAAUGCUGGACCUGUUCCAGACCAGUUUGACUGGCUGCGUAACCAGGGUGGCACGCCAAGCUCUGUUACUGGCCCAUCUGUGGACCACACUACUAACACUGAUCAGGGCUUCUACAUGUUUACGGAGGUGAGUGACACGUCACUAGUCCAGGGAGACCGGGCCAUUCUGUGGAGUGAGCACUUCCCUGCAGCAACCGACGCCUGCUUCUCCUUCUGGUACCAUAUGUAUGGAUCAAAUGUUGGAGCGCUCUAUGUGCAGAAGUACACCCAGGGUGCCUUCCAGCCAGUGUGGGACAUCCAGGGUCAGGUUGGUAACGUCUGGCAGUUUGCUAACAUCAGCCUCAGCAGUGGGACAGAGUUUCAGAUCACCGUCAUUGGUGAGAAGGGCAACGGCUACACAGGAGACAUCGCAGUGGAUGAUCUGAACUAUCAGGAGGUCUCAUGUGGUGUGACCACCCCUGCUCCUACCACCACAGUAAACCCAUCACAAGCGCCAAGCAGUUUUGACUGUGACUUUGAGACGGACCUGUGCACCUGGACCCAGUCUGCUGCAGAUGACUUCAACUGGAGCUGGCAGCAGGGCAGCACAGCAACAACCAACACUGGGCCUGAGUUUGAUCACACUCUUCAGAACAGUCAAGGUCACUAUGUGUUCAUUGAGACCAGUUCUGGUAACAUGGGUGAUGCAGCUCAGAUUGUCAGUGCCCCCAUCACCCCCACCUCUAGUGGGAAGUGUGUGCUGUUCUGGUACCACAUGUACGGGGCACAUGUUAACACACUGAACCUGAAGCUGCGUGGAAGAGCAGGCGACCUGCUUCUGUGGACACUCCAGGGAACCCACGGCAACGAGUGGAGAUACGCACAAGUCCGCGUCACUGAGCCUAGCACAUACAGGCUGGUGUUUGAAGGGCUGCGAGGUUCCAGUUAUGAAGGUGACAUUGCCCUGGAUGACAUUGCAGUACGAGAUGGAGAGUGCCCACCACCAGAUGCCUGUGACUUUGAGCAGAGUGACCUUUGUGGCUACACCCAGGACAUAACUGAUGAGUUUGAUUGGACACAACAGAGUGGGGCCAGCUCCACUGCAGGCUCAGGACCCUCCAAUGACCACACCUACUCCACUGCAGUUGGCAAGUAUGUCUUCAUUGAGACAUCAAGUCCAAGACAACCUGGAGAUUCAGCAAGGCUCACAUCACCAGUCUAUCCUGCCACCCGUGGGAAGUGCUUGCAGUUCUGGUACCACAUGUAUGGGACGGACAUUGGCGAGUUGACGGUGUACACCAAAACCGAUUUUGGCCUGAGCCCACAGUGGACACUGAGGAGCGAUCAGGGUGACUUCUGGCAUGUUGGCAGAGCUAAUCUUGCACAUGCUAGGCCUUACCAGAUUGUGUUUGAAGGUGUACGAGGCCUGAGUUACCGUGGAGAUAUUGCCAUUGACGACAUCAUGAUGAGUGAUGGCUUCUGUGGCCCUGCAGGUGCAUGUGAUUUUGAGGUGGACACCUGUGCCUGGUACAACACACGUGCCCAGGACGACUUUGACUGGGUCAGGCAGCGAGGAGUCACAGCCUCCUCCAACACCGGGCCUUCGGCUGAUCACACCAGUGGGAAUGGAUAUUACAUGUAUCUUGAGUCGUCUGCACCAAGACAACAAGGUGACAAGGCCUGGCUUCUCUCUGAAGUCUUCCAGACUGGCCCACCUGCCCGAUGUCUGCGCUUCUGGUACCACAUGUUUGGAAAUGGCAUCGGAACCCUGAAGGUUUGGAUGCAGAAGUCAUCAUCCCAGAUAGACGAGGUGUGGUCACUAAGUGGUGACCAAGGUGACCAGUGGCUGCAGGCCCAGCUCACACUCAGGAGUGAUCAGGCCUACAUGCUGAUCCUUGAGGGCAGUGUUGGCACUAGCCACACUGGAGACAUCUCAGUGGAUGAUAUACAGGUCACGGAUGGAGAGUGUACAGUGUGUGACACAAAGAGUACUGAUGACCAGUUCCGGUACAGAUGGGACCUACCAGCACUCACAGGCGCACGAUUUGAGUUUGAGGUGCAGGCCGGUAGCGACGUUCACGUGGCACUGUCCGCACAGAACCAGGAUCUCAACGAUAUGUACGAGGUGGUGAUUGGUGGUUGGAAUAACCAGCAGUCUGUCAUACGUCGCUCAGGGCACCAGGACGUGUCCCAAACACCAAACAUCAACUCUCAGACCCAGUACCGAGGCUUCUGGAUAACCUGGGCUCCUGAUGGGACUCUAGCUGUUGGACGUGGCAAUGACAUCAACCCGUUCCUGCAGUGGGUGGAUCCGAACCCCAUACCCAUCAGCUACGCUGGCUACUCCACAGGGUAUGGCUUUUCAGGACAGUGGAGGUUCUGUUCAGCAGGAGUCUCUCCCACCGGCUCACCUGGUACCGGGUUUGACUGUGGGAAUGGCCAGUCUGUUCCCCUUGGCAAUGUGUGUGACUUUAAACAGGACUGCAACAAUGGAAAUGAUGAACUCAACUGUGGUGCCUGCACCUUUGAACAGGAUGCCUGCUCCUGGACAGAUGUAAGUACAGGGUCCUACAGCUGGAGGAGGGACAGGAAUGGAACAACCACAUCUAACACAGGGCCCUCUGUAGACCACACUGUGGGAACUAUGUUGGGCUGGUACAUGGCGGUGGAAGCUUACACAGGAACUGUUAACAACUUGGCCAGACUUAAGAGCCCAACUCUCAGGCAGGGAGGAGCUGCGUGCAUGCUCAAGUUCUGGUACCACAUGUAUGGCUCAGGAAUAGGACGUCUGAAUGUGUACAUACAGCUUGGCCCAGUGGCAGAGACACAAGUGUGGUCACUGAACCAGGACAGAGGCAAUCAGUGGAGACAGGCUGUAGUGUACAUAGGCAGGGCCAGGGGAGAAUUCACGGUUCUGUUUGAAGCUAUCCGCAGCUUAAGUACAGCUGGUGACAUUGCCAUUGAUGACAUCACGUUUGAGAACUGUGCUCUGCCAGCUGCCCAGACCAGCUGCACCAGGGACCAGUACCGCUGCACCAGCCAGGCCUGUGUGGAUGCUGAUCGUGUUUGUGACUUCAGUGAUGACUGUGGAGACAACUCUGAUGAAAUCCAGUGCAGUAACUACCCUGCACGUUGUGACUUUGAAGCCAGCCUGUGCUCGUGGCAGCAGAUGGCUGAUGAUGACUUUGACUGGACCAGGGCCAAUGGGAACACAGCUUCUGUGGGAACAGGUCCUUCCAGAGACCACACACUCAAUACUGAUGCAGGUUACUAUGUGUACAUUGAGGCAUCCAGCCCCAGGGUACAGGGAGACAGGGCCAGGCUAGCCGGUCCCACCUUCCAAGCAGUCACUGGGGACUCCUGCAAGAUGAGGCUGUUCUUCCACAUGCUGGGGCAGCACAUCGGUGCCCUCCGUGUCAUGACAAGAACUGCCAUUGGCGGCCCCAUGACCACCGUAUGGUCCAGAAACACAGCUAUUGGGGACUACUUUGCCCGAGACUCUGUUACACUCCAGAGUGCAACUCCAUUCCAGGUGGUGAUUGAAGGUGAGGUAGGAUCAGGGCACCAGGGAGACAUUGCUCUGGAUGACAUCUCCUUCUCUUCAGGAUGUCAACUCUACAAUGGUCUUCUGCCCAGUGGCACAACAGCCCCACCUACCUCAGGCCCUUGUCAAUCUGGACAUUUCUCAUGUGUGUCCAACCCAACCUGCAUUCCCAACUCACAAGUGUGCGACUUCACCGACCAGUGUACAGAUGGGUCAGAUGAAAGCAUCUGUGGUGCGACGGACUUUGAAGCAGACACUGGAGGCUGGGUGGACACCAGUUCUGGGCAGUACGCCUGGAGGAGAGAGCCAGCCACUGUGUCUACUGAUGCAAGCAGUCCCAACACUGACCACACUCUUGGCACAGCAGCAGGCCAUUUCAUGUACCUGGAGGGAGCUUCUGGCCUCUUUGUCAACCCAGCAACAAUGCAGACCCCAGCCUUGGGCGCGACAGGCCUGGCCUGCCAGCUCAACUUCUGGUACCACAUGAACGGCGCCCAGUCUGGAACUCUGGCUGUUAACCUGGUCAACGCAGUUGAUGCCACAGAUACGAGACAGCUGUGGGCUGUGUCAGGCAGCCAGGGCGAUCAGUGGAACUCGGCUAUUGUCAGCAUUGGGGAGCAUCCUGCAGGGUAUAAGGUUGUGAUGCAAGGAACCCCGUCAGGCUUUAGCUUCCUGCUUGGUGGAAGUGACCUGGCCAUUGAUGAUGUCACCUUCCUGAACUGUUGCCCAACCUGUCCACCUGCACAUGCACAAGACCUUGACUGCAACUUUGAGACAGACCAGUGUGGAUACUACCAGAGUCAGGAUGAUGAGUUUGACUGGAUCAGAUCUAACACAGGACCGGAUGCCUUAGAGCAGGGCACAGGCCCUGGGUUCGACCACACCACAGGAACAGGAUAUUACAUGUACAUUGAUGCAUCCCCACCCCGCGCACCGGGAGACAGAGCCAAGCUGGUCACCUUCCACCAGCCACAGGCCACGGAGAAGUGUGCCCAGUUCUGGUACCACAUGUAUGGACUGGCUGUUGGCACACUGAAUGUUUACAUUGAGCGGAAGACUUUGACCCCGGAGCUGCUGUGGAAACGUUCUGGCACUCAGGGCAACAUGUGGAGAAAGGGACACGUCCCGAUAGUCAGUUCUUCUGCCGAAUGGAUGCUGAUCUUUGAAGCCGUUCGUGGAGACGACUGGGCAGGUGACAUUGCUCUUGAUGACAUCACAGUAACGGAUGGACCCUGCCCCGUAGAGAGCCAAUGCAACUUCGAGGUGAAUUUGUGCUGGCAACAGUCCAUAACAGAUGACUUCAACUGGGACAGAGGCAUUCUGCAGUCAGGCCCCAGUGCUGAUCACACAACAGGAACUGCUGCAGGUAACUAUGCCUAUCCAAGCGCUUCACCCAACCAGAACAUCGGGGACAACGCCAUGCUGUUUUCUCAAGGCUUCACCAUAUCCGGUCCUGCCGACUGUCUGCAGUUCUGGUACCACAUGGCGGACGCUCGUCUGGGUCAGCUCAACGUUUACCUGCAGCAGGGACCCAUCCUGGGGACUGCCAUCUGGUCCAUGUCUCAGACCCAGGGUGACGUCUGGAGGAUUGCCCGCGUCAGCCUGAACAACCCAGGCCAGUCCGUCCAGGUGGUGAUGGAGGUUAUCUAUGGUGAUGGUAUCCCAGGAACCAUUGCUAUUGAUGAUGUCACUAUCAGGAGUGGUGCCUGUCCAAGACAAGGCUACUGUACAUUUGAACAAGACACUUGUGGGUGGCAGAACACUGCAUCAGGGGAUGACCUUGACUGGCUGUGGAACUCCGGUGGGACACCCAGCAUCUUCUCUGGUCCUGAUGUGGACCACACCACCAACUCUGACCUUGGUCACUAUAUGUUUGUGGAUGCCAGCAGUGCUAGUGGGACCCGAGCAUGGCUUGUCAGCGAACACUUCCAGUCAACACCAGCAUCCUGUCUGCACUUCUGGUACCACAUGACUGGACUAGGAUCUGGUACCAUCGCAGUUUAUAAACGAAGUGACAACCGUCUGACCAAGCUGUGGGACCGAUCAGGGGACCAGGGGAAUGUCUGGAACCAAGCACAAAUUGAUGUGUCAAGUACCACCGAGUUUCAGCUACUUAUUGAGGGUGAACUGGGAUCAUUCCUGUUCUUUGUUUCGGCUGACAUCGCUGUUGAUGACACUGAUUUCCAAGCUGGACCUUGCGGUACACAAGUAGUGACCACUCCUGCACCAACAAUGCUGCCUGCAACAUUCCCUCCAGGGAAUGCAGACUGUAACUUUGACCUGGCAACAACAUGUGGAUGGAUCCAGGACACCAGUGAUGACUUUGAUUGGAUCGUCCAGAACAGCACAACUGACACAUACGGCACAGGACCUACUGGAGACCACACCACUGGCAGUUCUGAGGGUUACUACGCCUUUGUUGACUCCACUGGUGUUGCGAAUGACGCCAAGGCUCGAAUCCUGAGCCCAUCUCUGCCUGCAUCCUCCAACGACAGGUGUCUGCACUUCUGGUACCACAUGUUUGGUAUGCAUGUGGACUUCUUGAAGGUGUACACCUACUCUGGUGGCAGUCUUCAGGGCCCAAUAUGGCAGAAGUAUGGAAACCAAGGCAAUGAAUGGAAGUAUGCACAAGUACACCUGACAGCUACAGGAGCGUAUCAGGUUGCCCUGGAGGGUAGCAAGGGACCAGGCUGGCAGGGAGACAUUGCUGUGGAUGAUGUCGGGAUCAGUGAUGGGCCAUGUUUACCAUCAAAAACCUGUGACUUUGAGUCGACAGACUUGUGUGGUUACACGCAGGACGUGGCAGACUAUGGGGACUGGAUCCAAUCUAGUGGUGGCACAGGAACUGCCAACACUGGGCCAAGCACUGAUCAUACUUACGGAACUGCAUUUGGUCAGUACAUGUAUGUGGAUGCCUCCCGGCACUCCCGUCCCGGGGACUUCAUCCGCCUACUGAGCCCGACCUACCCCAGUACAUCCGGACAGUGCCUCCGCUUCUUCUACCACAUGUUUGGCACAGAUGUCGGCUUCCUCAGCGUUCACACCAGGGCCUUCGGUACUGUAGGACCCGCAAUUUGGACUCAGAUGGGGAAUCAGGGUGACCAGUGGCAAGUGGCUGAGUUAACAGUGUCAUCACCCACACCAUACCAGAUGGUGUUUGAGUUUAUCAGCGGCACUGGUCAGCAGGGAGACAUCGCCAUUGAUGACGUGGCAAUCACAGACGGAGCCUGCUCCCCUCCUGGGUGGUGCGACUUUGAGAUUGACCAGUGCACUUGGAGUAACGAGCCGGCUGAUGAUGAUUUUGAUUGGUUGAGGAAUUCUGGCAGCACAAUAAGUUUUGGAUCUGGACCUGCUACUGACCACACAUUAGGCACCAGCUCAGGAUACUAUAUGUACACAGAAGGCAAUGGUCUGCAGCCAGGCGACAAGGCUUGGCUUGUGUCCCAGAGGUUCACUGCUGACACAUCCCGAUGCCUGUACUUCUGGUAUAACAUGCGGGGCGCUGAGAUGGGCACACUGAAUGUCUAUGUCAGAACUACUGGUGGUCAGCCAACACUGGUCUCCACUUUACAAGGGGACCAGGGGAGUGACUGGAAGGAGUCCCAAGUCACUGUGUCUGCCGACAGCGCCUAUCAGGUCUUGGUGGAGGGCAUCCGUGGCUCUGGUUCUCUAAGUGACAUCGCCAUUGAUGACAUCAGGAUUGAACCAGGAAUCUGCCAGACCAUACCUACACAGCCCCCACAGUCGGCCUUGUUUGGUAACUGUGACUUUGAGCAGGACAUGUGUCUCUGGAGGGACAGCAGUGAUGGAUCAUUCCAGUGGAAACGGGACAACAACGGCACAGGAACAUCUAACACAGGGCCAACUGUAGACCACACAACAGGCACUGCUGGAGGUCACUACCUGGCGGUAGAGGCAGAUGAUGGAAACCGUAACGACAUUGCGAUGUUGACAAGCCCCGUGUUUGAUCAGUCCAGCCCUACCUGUCAGCUAUCCUUCUGGUAUCACAUGUAUGGAAAUGGUAUUGGCACCAUGCAGGUGAUCUUGAGACAAGGAAAUCAGGACACACAGCUGUUCCGCAGAAUAGGAGGCCAGGGCAACAGGUGGAACAGCAUGAUCAUUGGCCUGGGACAACUACGGGCUCCAUUCCAGAUCUUGUUUGAGGCUACUCGUAGCUUCAGUGUUCAGGGUGACAUCGCUUUGGAUGACAUCAACUUUAUCAACUGUGAGCUGCCACCACCCGAGGAUUCCUGUACUGCUGACCAGCUGAGGUGCACCCGGGGCUCCUGCGUGGGGCUGGACAGAGUAUGUGACUACACUGAUGACUGUGGGGACGGAACAGAUGAGGCACCCAACCAGUGUGCCAACAUUCCUGACAGGUGUGACUUCCAGAACGGCAUCUGCAGGUGGACCCAGUUUGGUGGAGAUAACUUCAGCUGGUCCAGGCGAGCCGGCUGCACACCUACAGGCAACACUGGGCCCUGCAGGGAUCACACCUCCAACACUGAUGCUGGUUACUAUCUGUACAUUGAAGCCAACAACAGGCGGCCUGGAGACUUUGCACGAGUUGCAAGCCGUAUAUUUGCCGGCACAACAGACAGUAAUCCUUGUAAACUGAGGUUCUACUACCACAUGUAUGGAAAUAACAUCGGCAGCCUUGCUGUCAAAAUCCGUACCACCUACGGUGGACCGCUGACUCAGAUAUGGGCGAGAACCACACAGGUUGGAAACUACUGGGAAAGGGCAGAGAUCACCAUACAAAGCAGUGGACUUUUCAGGCUGAUGAUUGAUGGAACUGUCGGUAAUGGACCCCAGGGUGACAUUGCCAUUGAUGACAUGUCCUUCACAUCUGGCUGUGUGCCAGACAAUGGCCCCUUGCCCCCCAUUCCCACUACCAUUGCCCCGCCCAUCACCACCCAGUCCCCCUGCCAGCCUGGACAGUUCAAGUGUCUGGAGGAUAACUCCUGCAUCGAUGCCAGCAAAGUCUGCGACUACAUCAUGGAUUGUUUCACCAGCUCUCCUUCUGUGAUGGCAUCAGAUGAAGCCAUGUGUGGUGCCUGUACCUUUGAACGUGACCAGUGCGGAUGGGCAGAUAUCAGCUCAGGCCAGUUUGACUGGACAAGGAACCAAGGACCAACUUCUACCGCCAACACUGGACCAUCUGUGGACCAUACUACACAAACUGGACAGGGUCACUACAUGUAUGUGGAAGGAGGCAGUGGACUGUUCCUGACCCCAGCUGCUCUGCAGAGUGUUCCACUGUCACAAACAUCUAAUGUCUGUCAGGUGCGUUUCUACUACCACAUGUACGGCCCUGGUGUGGGUGCGCUGAGGCUGAUGCUGGACGCUGCUGGGGAUGGUAGUGCCCUGAUGGAGCUGUGGAGAAAUGAUGCAGACAUGGGAGACGCCUGGCAGGAGGCUACGGUUGACCUCGGAUCACAGCCUGAUGGUUACAGGCUGCAGUUCCAGGGAGUGCCCAGCCAGUCCGGUGGGGGUUGGGGAUUCCUUCUGCCCGACACAGAUGACAUGGCCAUCGAUGACAUCACCUUCAUCCAAUGUGACCUUGGCUCUGACAGAGACUAUAACUGCACGUUUGAGAGUGGUAUAUGCGGAUGGCGCCAGUCCACAGACGAUGACUUUGACUGGACACGUCAGCAGGGUUCCACGGCCAGCAGCAACACGGGACCAGACAAUGAUCACACCACUGGGACUGGUUAUUACGUCUACGUGGAGGCAUCCAGCCCCCGACAGGACGGUGACAUCGCCAGGCUGGAGACAGGCAGCCUCCCAGCCACCUCCACAGACGGAGGCUGCCUCUCCUUCUGGUACCACAUGUUCGGGCCUCACAUCGGCUCCCUGUCUGUACACAUGCAGCAGGAGGGACAGACUAAGGCUAUGGUGUGGCAGCUUCAAGGCACACAGGCAAAUGAAUGGAAACAGGCUCACGUCAGCAUCAUGGCACCAGUUGGGUACAGGUUAUUCAUCGAGGGCACAGUUGGACCUGGAUAUGUCGGAGACAUCUCAUUAGAUGAUGUCGUGUUCACCAGCAGCGCUUGUCCAGCAACACCUGAGUGCACAUUUGAGGCUGACCUGUGUAACUGGGAACAGGCCAGGGAUGAUGAGUUUGAUUGGGUGAGACAUCGGAACGGAACAGCAUCAUCUGGGACUGGACCACGCUAUGACCACACCUACCUGUCAAGCUUGGGCUACUACCUGUACAUGGAGACGUCCAGCCCCAGACAGUCUGGGGAUCGUGUUCGCCUGCUCAGUCCAUACUACGAUGCCAACAACGGAGCGCAGUGCCUGCAGUUCUGGGUGCACAUGUUUGGGGACCACGUCGGCACCCUGAAUGUGUACCAGCAGGAGGAGGGACAAGUGUUCGUCAGCGGUCCCAUCUGGACCAAGUCAGGUGACCAGGGUAACCUCUGGAGAUUUGGUCAGGCCACGCUGACUAGUGCAAGACGCCGCUUCAGGGUUGUGUUUGAAGGUGUGGUUGGAAAUGGGUUCCGGGGAGAUAUUGCACUGGAUGACAUCAAGGUGAUAGUUGGGGCAUGUAACAGACCAGGAUUCUGUGACUUUGAGAGGGACAUGUGUGGUUGGACCAACGAACUGUACAUAGACAACUUUGAUUGGUUGCGGGACAAUGGUGCCACACCUAGCUUGUUCACAGGACCGUCAGUGGACCACACGACCAACACUGACCAGGGUUACUACCUUUACAUUGAGUCAUCGGGUAACAACAGACCUGCAGGAGAAAACGCCUUCCUCCUGAGUGAAAGUUUUGCUCCAACACAAAUGUCAUGCCUGUCCUUCUGGUACCACAUGUAUGGAGCUGGUGUAGGCUCUCUGAACGUCCUCACGGCUGUGUACACAGGAGGGAACAACAUCAACGCCACGUACCGCUGGCGUGCAUCCGGCAACCAGGGUAACGUUUGGAGACAGGGUCUGGUGCAGAUCACUCAAACUACACAGUGGGAGAUAAUGUUUGAGGGUGUGUAUGGAGGUAACUACACUGGUGACAUUGCAUUGGACGACAUUGAUGUCCAGCCUGGUGCUUGUCCAUUUGUCCCUACAACACCCACAACACCACCUGUAACAAUGCCACCUGUAUAUCCUCCAAAUGAGAAUGACUGCAGCUUUGAGUCGGACAUCUGUUCCUGGAUGCAAGACACCAACGAUGACUUUGAUUGGACCAGAGCCAGUGGAAGCACAGUUUCUGUGGGAACAGGCCCAGCAGUUGAUCACACUACACUUACAGACAGUGGCUUCUACAUGUACAUUGAAGCAUCCGGCCAGCAGCUCAAUGACUCAGCUAAGCUCAUGAGCAAGUCCUUCACAGCCACCAAUGCCGGUGUGUGCAUGAAGUUCUGGUACCAGAUGUAUGGGUCCAGUGUGGGACAACUCAACAUCUAUGCCCGAACCCCUGGUGUCCCAGACAUUAUCAUCUGGCGCAUGCGAGGAAACAGAGGACCACAGUGGAACUACGCACAAGUGCACAUAACCGCAGAUAGCCCCAAUGAGUACAAUGGUCAGUACACGCUGCAGGUUGUGGUGGAGGCUACGCGAGGCCAAACCUGGAGUGGGGACAUCGCUGUGGAUGAUUUCAGCUUCAACAUUGGAGAUUGUCCAGCAACAGCACUGUGUGACUUUGAGAAUGAUUACUGUGGCUACAGCCAGGACCAGGCUGAUGACUUUGACUGGACCUACCAAUCUGGAGGCACAAGCACCACACAGACCGGGCCCAGUUAUGAUCACACCUAUGGCACUCCUGCAGGCUACUACAUGUACACUGAGAUGUCAGGCCUAAAUGCUGGCGAUCGAGCUCGCAUUUCCACCCAGGCACACCCACCCACGACAGGCCAGUGCCUGCAGUUCUGGUAUCACAUGUACGGGUCAAGCAUUGGUACCCUGAAUGUGUACAAGAGUGAAGGGUCAGCAUUCCCUACUCAACUGUGGAGCCUAAGUGGGGACCAGGGGAACCAUUGGCAUGUUGCACAAGCCACUGUCCAGAGUUCUCGUGAUUUCAGGAUUACUUUUGAAGGUGUCCGUGGUACCAGUUACCGUGGAGACAUUGCCAUUGACGACAUCCUGCUGCUGGACUCGGAAUGUGACCCCCUGGGGUCAUGUGACUUUGAGGGCAGCUCCUGUACCUGGAAGAACGAGGAGAGACAGGACGACUUUGAUUGGGAGCGACAAACUGGAGGAACUGUAUCGCAAGACACUGGACCAUCAGCUGAUCACACACUAGGAACAGCCUAUGGUACCUACUUGUACAUCGAGACCUCCAUUCCCCAGCAACAGGGUGAUCUUGCAUGGAUGGUGUCUCCAGUGUUUGACAACAGCAUGCCACGCUGCAUGAGCAUGUGGUACCACAUGAAGGGUCAGAACAUCGGAGCCCUGCGUGUGUACAUGAGGCCUACAGAUGGGUCUGCCAUGCAGCUCCAAUGGGAGAAGUCAAUUGACAUGGGUGACAUCUGGCAGCUGGUCUACAUCACUUUCAAGGAUGCACCAAGCAGCUACGAGGUCCUGCUGGAGGGUGUGGUGGGUAGCGGACACAGCGGAGACAUUGCUGUUGAUGACAUCAAUUUCCAGGACAACACAGAAUGUCCUCCCCAACCUACCACUGCCCCCCCUUGUGCGGUGACUUGUUCAUCCAGCGACAGCCAGUGGCCAGCCUGUGUUCCUCAGAGUGCUGUGUGUGACUUCAACCAGGACUGUAAGGACAAGGAUGAUGAAAUAAUCUGUGGUUAUGACUGCACAUUUGAGAACAAUGAUGGCUGCCAGUGGAAUGAGACCAGCACUGGAACGUUUGCUUGGCGUCGACACCGUGGCUCCACUCCAGACUCCAACACAGGACCUCCAUUUGACCACACCACACUUUCUGCACAAGGCUUCUACAUGUAUGUGGAUGCCAGCAGUGGAAACGUAUACAGCUUUGCCACCUUGACUAGCCCCAUGCUACAGCAGGCUAGUUCCACAUGUGAACUGACCUUCUGGUACCACAUGUAUGGCCAGGACAUUGGGAGCCUGCAGGUGGUGAGGCAGCAGGGCACGAUGCAGGCUACCCUGUGGGAACUGUCGGGAGACCAGGGUAAUGUGUGGCAGCAGGCUGUUGUCUCUGUAGGAAGGGUCAACACACCAUUCCAGUUACUUCUGCAAGCUCGGCGUGGUUUCAACCACCUUGGUGACGUGGCUAUUGAUGAUGUCAGUUUCCAGGGAUGUGCUCUUCCAGUUCCAGUCAGUGGUGACUGUGCCAGUGAUCAGUACAAGUGUUCUCAGAGAGGAGCAUGUAUCGACAACAACCGUGUGUGUGACUUCACGGACGACUGUGGGGACAACACUGACGAACAAACAUGUAAUGCGUUCCCUGGUCGCUGUGACUUUGAGGUGGGCCUGUGUUCCUGGCAGCAGAUGGCUAUAGAUGAGGCAGACUGGACUCUACAGUCUGGUCCUACCACCACUACCUCUACUGGACCUGCUAUCGACCACACCACCAACACUGCCACAGGCCAGUACCUGUAUCUGGAGUCAUCCAACCCAGCCAGCCCAGGUGACCGGGCACGUCUGGUCAGCUCAGUGCUGCAGGUCUCCUCCUCUGCUACCACUACAGACACCUGCAAGCUUCGGUUCUACUACCACAUGUAUGGUGCAGACAUAGGUGAUCUGAAUGUGUACACCAGGGUACAGGAUGGAGGGCCUCUCACCAGAGUUUGGUCAAUCUCAGGACAAGUCGGCGACUUCUUUGUAAGAGCAGAAGUUGAUCUGCAAAGUCCUGCUGGACGAUUCCAGGUCAUCAUUGAGGCAAUGGUAGGGUCAGGCCCCGAGGGUGAUAUCGCCAUCGACGACGUCUCCUUCUCAGACAUGUGCCAGCCUGUCAUAGGUGUGCUGCCCGUGGGUACUACACCUGUCCCCACCACACCCAGCCCACCCUGCCCAGCUGACCAGUUCCACUGUGGUGAUGGUACUUGCAUCCCCGCCACUCAGUACUGUGAUGGAACGACCCAGUGUACAGAUGGAUCUGAUGAGGCUACUUGUGGUGCUUGUACCUUUGAAACGGACCUCUGUGGUUACGUAGACACUAGUUUUGGAUCGUACAACUGGCAGCGUUACCAGGCCAACACCCCUGCUGCGACAGGACCUGACAUGGAUCACACCAGCGGCGUGACAGGCUACUACAUGUCAGUGUCCGCAAUCGGAGGAAGUGUAGUCAACCUGGCAGUACUACAGAGCCCAGCCUUACCUGCUGUGGGACCCAACUGUCAAGUCAAGUUCUGGUACUACAUGACUGGCACGCAUGAUGGACGUCUGUCGGUGUAUGUGGGCUCAGUCGACGGAUCCCUGAGCCAGGUCUGGCAGGAGUCGCUGACUAGCACACAGUGGAGGCAGGGGAUGGUGGGCAUCGGAAGUCAGGGCUAUGGCUUCAAGGUGGAGUUUGAGUACUUCCACUUCUUCCAGGGUGCCAGGGUAGCAUUGGAUGACAUCACUUUUGAGAACUGUGAACUCGGAGAACUGCGACCAUGUCAGAUGCAAGAGUUCUUCUGUGUCCAGUCUGGAGACUGUGUCAACUGGACCAAGAUCUGUGACUACGCACAGGACUGCAGGGAUGGCAGCGAUGAGGCUGACUGGGUUUGCGACUCGUCUGCAUACCCCUAUGAGAGAUGUGACAUGGAGGCUGACAUCUGCUCCUGGACUCAGGAACUGGACGAUGACUUUGACUGGAGCCGCAGGAGCGGCAGCACCUCUUCCUUCAACACAGGCCCUGCUGUCGACCACACUAAGGGGGACACCUCAGGCUAUUACAUCUUCAUCGAGGCCUCCAGUCCCAGACAGCCUGGAGAUGUGGCCAGAAUCAGCAGUCCUGUCAUCCUGCCCACAACAGAUCUCCCCACUGCUCAAGACAGUGCAACCAUCCCACCUGGCUGUCAGUUGCGUUUCUGGUACCACAUGUACGGACGAAACAUCGACACGUUGAAUGUGUACAUGAGAACCCAGAUCAAUGGCCCACUGACCAACCUGUGGUCCAAGACUGGGGAGCAAGGGGAUGAAUGGUGGCUGGCUUAUGUAGAGAUUUCCAGUGAUGCCAACUUCCAGGUUGUAAUAGAAGCUGUGCGAGGAAACGGAGCAGCUAGUGACAUCGCAGUGGACGACGUUUCCUUCACACCCGGCUGCAGGGUUGACUCAACGGCCAGUUUGGCACCACCGCCCACCCCCACAGCGGCUACCUGUCCAAUCGGCCAGCUUCCAUGUUCAAACGGCCAGUGCCUGUCCUACAGCAAGUUCUGUGACUUCAACUAUGACUGUUCUGAUGCUAGUGACGAGUUGACUUGUCCAUCUGUGUGCAACUUUGAGAUCCAGGAUGACAACAUGUGCUACUGGACCAACCCGACUAGCGAUGACUUUGAUUGGCAUGUGCACAGUGGACGGAACACCGCUGCAGGAACUGGACCUACUGUGGACCACACGUACAGUACACCUGCAGGAAAAUAUGCAUGUAUAGAAGCUGACAACCACUACUCCAUGAAGGCAGAACUGCUCAGCCCCAUGUUCGGACACUCCGGCACGACAUGUAAGCUCAACUUCUGGUACCACAUGUAUGGUGCCAACAUCGACGGCCUCACCAUGUACCUGAAGAUUGGGGAACAGAGGAGGCCGCUGUGGUCGGCUAAUGGGGACCACGGUGAUGUGUGGAACAAUGCUGUUGUCAGCAUCCCUCCAUGUACUGCAAACUUCCAGGUACUGUUUGAGGGCAGUAUUGGUACAGAGACUGUAGGAAACAUUGCGCUGGAUGACCUGAGGUUCCAGGACUGUGGUUAUCCAGACCCGUCCGGGACGUGCUCCUCAGACCAGUUCCAGUGCAGCAGUGGCCACUGCAUCUCCAAACUGGCCACCUGCGACUACACUCCAGACUGCUGUGAUGGAUCAGACGAAUCCAUCGGACAAUGCCGUUCUGUGUCCAUGUGUGCAUUUGAGAGGGACCUGUGUGACUGGACACAGAUGCUGAGUGAUGACUUUGACUGGAACAGACACCGCGGCCACACCAGCUCUGAUAAUACAGGCCCACAAGUGGACCAUACAUCAGGCACAACUAAUGGCUAUUACCUGUACGUGGAAACAUCUAGGCCCAGAGCGCCUGGAGAUGUGGCAAGAAUAGCCAGUUUCAUCAUCGAUGCAAAUCCCAGGGACUGUUAUCUCCGGUUCUACUACCACAUGCUGGGCAUUGCCAUUGGCAACCUGAAUGUUUACAUCAAGCCCAUCGGCAGCUCUGAGAGGAGUGUUGACAGCAUAGCAGGGGAGCAGGGUGAUGCCUGGCUCCGAAGGAAUGUCUUACUAAACAGUCAGGAACCAUUCCAGGUGAUACUGGAGGGAGUUGUGGGGCUAGGUGUGGCAGGAGACAUCUCUAUCGAUGACGUCACAUUUACAGAAGGCUGCAGGCCGUAUGCAGGAACUGUGGCCCCUCCAACAACUACCCCUCUCCCAACUACAACACCAGCGACUACCAUGAUGGCUUGCCCAGCUGGCCAGCGACCUUGCAGUGACUUUGCAACAUCCAGUCAGUGUGUAGCUGAGACCUCCUUGUGUGACUUCAGACCUGACUGUGGAGACCGCUCAGACGAGACUGACUGCAACACGAUCUGCAACUUUGAGAGAGACAACUGCAGGUGGAACAAUGCGCCGAGUGCUGCCAUGAACUGGACCAGGUCCACAGGAGCAGACACACAGGCAGACCCGAACUCUCCCAGCACAGACCACACUCAGCAGAGCAGCUUUGGGUACUUUAUGUACGUGGACUCCACUCCGGCAGCCUCCAGUGGCGUGGCAGAACUCCGCAGCAGAACGUUCAACGGUGCUGCAGCAGCCUGCAGGGUCGAGUUUGCUUUCUACAUGUACGGAUCAAAUGCUGGGACUUUGGAGCUGCUGAUGGAUACAGAGGGUGGUCGCACUUCACUAUGGAGAGUUGCAUCCACCAACUCUGAAAACAACAAGAACACCUGGCAGACCAUUGGUGGAGUGUCUAUCGGACGCAGGAGACAAGGUUUCCAGCUGAUGUUCAGGCAUUCGUACAGUGGAAGGUACAGUGGAGCAGUGGCUGUGGACGAUGUGACUCUGAGGGGAUGUGACUUCCCCCUCCCCCAGCAGAGCUGUACAGCCGGCCAGUGGCAGUGUGCAAACAGGGCCUGCAUCGAGAAAGCACUUCUCUGUGACUUGUCUGAUGACUGUGGUGACAAUAGUGAUGAGUCUGCGUGCUCUCAGCGGAUCCUGUGUAAUUUUGAAGCAGACCUUUGUAGUUGGCAACAGUCCAGUGAAGAUGAUUUUGACUGGAUGAGAAACAAUGGUACCACCUCUACCUACUGGAGCGGUCCUUCAAGGGACCACACCACUGGCACCAGGUUUGGAUUUUACCUGUUUGCGGAGACAUCCAGCCCACAGAGCUACGGUGAUCAGGCUUGGCUCAUCAGUCCUGUGUUUGCAGCUACACCAGAUGAGUCAAUAUGUCAGAUGCGUUACUUCUUCCACAUGUACGGCGAGCAUGUAGAGGAGUUGAAUGUGUACAGGAGACAGUACAACAGUGGGAAGGGUGUGCGCAUCAUGAACCAUCACGGGGACUUUGGCGACAUGUGGAACAGAUUCUAUGUCAACAUCUCCAGUGAUACUCCAUACCAGAUUGUGAUGGAAGCUGUAGUAGGAGAUAGCUACCAGGGAGACAUUGCCAUUGAUGACAUCAGCUUCACUAGUGGAUGUCAGCUCAUUUCAGGCCAGCUACCCCCACCACCUGCCACUACCUCCCCCCCACCCACCACUGCAGGCCCCACAGUCUGCACACCCACCCUGGAGUACCAGUGUAGGAAUGGGCAGUGCAUCGAUGCCAACAAAGUCUGUGACUUCAACUUAGACUGCAGAGAUUCUUCAGAUGAAGAUGGCUGUGUGCGCGAGAAAUGUGACUUCAGCGGAGGAGACUUGUGUGGCUGGAUCUCCCUGGACAUGGACGGCCCACGAUCGCGAGCUGAGACGUUCUACCGCUGGCAGACAGGGCAGGGGAAGGACAGGACUCCUUCUGAAGCCUCCGACAACAUCAGGCCUGGUGUGGACCAUACCUCAGGAACAGGAGAUGGUUACUAUCUGUUUGCGGACAGCUCACCUGGAAGUUUCCAGGACACAGCACAGAUCAUCACACCCAUGAUCUCUCGUACGGGGGCCCAGUGUGUGCUGUCCUUCUGGUACUACAUGCAUGGAUCCAGCAUCGGCUCACUGCACAUCUACAGAGUCUUUGGAGGCCAGCAGGUGGAGCUGUUUGAGUUGGAUGGGGAGCAGGGAAAUCUCUGGAAGGAGGGCCAGGUCUUCCUGGGCACCAACCAGAACAUUGAGAUUAUGAUUGAGGGAAGACGAGGGCGCAGCUGGGUAGGAGACAUCAGUAUUGAUGAUGUACAGUUCCGAGACUGCAUGCCACCAGAGCCAGACCAAGGUGCUCAGUGUACAGCUGACCAGUUCAAGUGUGCGCUUGGUUUCUGCAUCCCCCAGUCCCAGCACUGUGACUUUGUGGACGACUGUGGAGAUGGGUCUGAUGAGGACAGCCUCAGUGGGCACUGUGAGAGGUAUCCUGCUCGCUGUGACUUUGAGACAGACAAGUGCCCGAGGUACUGGAUGGAUGAGGCAGCUGAUGACUUUGACUGGACCCUGAGAGCCGGUAACACCGCUUCAUCUGGUACUGGUCCCAGCGCAGAUCAUACCAACAGGGACCCUACAGGUCAUUACAUCUACAUCGAGAGCUCUGUACCCAGACAGCCUGGAGACAAGGCACGGAUCCAUACACCUGCUUUCAGACAGGCGUAUGAUGGUUGCAAGUUGAGGCUGUUCUACCACAUGUAUGGUGUGGAUGUGGGCUCACUGAAUAUCUACAAGAGGACCAGCUACCUCCAGGCCAAUGGUAUGACUCUCAUGGCCAGUGUGGAUGGAGAGCAAGGAAACUUCUGGAGAAGACUGGAGGUGGACUUCACUGGAUCUACCAACUUUGAGGUGGUGAUUGAGGGAGUGCGUGGGACAGGCCCACAGGGUGACAUCUCUAUUGAUGACAUCUCCAUGACGAUGGAAUGUGUGAAAGGAGGCCAACUUCCGGAUGGCCCCACCCUUAGCCCCCCUCCCACCCAACACCCCAGCUGUCCUACAGGCUGGCUGAAGUGUACCAACAGUGACACCUGCUAUGCACCUUACAAGAAGUGUGACUUCGUGGAUGACUGUCGGGACGGCACCUCCACUAUGCCUUCAUCUGAUGAAAACGGCUGUGGAAAUGACUGUGACUUUGAGAGCGGCGCCGCACCCCUCUGUGGUUGGAAGAACUCUGCCAGUGACAACUUUGACUGGACACUUCACCAGGGCCAUACAGCCUCCUCCGGCACUGGGCCUGGUCAGGACCAUACCACCAACUCAGUGUCUGGCCACUACCUGUACAUCGAGAGCAGCACGUCUGCAGGUGUGUCUCUGGGAGACAUUGCUCACAUCACCACAGGUGUGUACCAGGUGUCUGCUUCCACCUGCAAGCUGCGCUUCUGGUACCACAUGUACGGCACCGGCACGGGCAUGCUCAACGUCAAGAUCAAGGCAAUCAACGAUGGCCUGACUGAUCUGGUCUGGAGCAAGACAGGCGACCAGGGUGACCAAUGGCAGCAAGCUGAGGUUGCUAUUGGCAACAGGCAACAGUUUGAGGUGCUCAUCGAGGGAAUGCGAGGCUCCGAUCAUCUAGGAGACAUUGCCAUCGAUGAUAUCUCCUUUGUAUCCUGCUCUACUGAUCCACCACCACUGCAAUGUGGACCUAAUGAGUUCAGAUGUACCAGCCAGGCGCAGUGUGUGAGCCAGGAUGUGGUGUGUGACUACAAGGAUGACUGCACUGAUGGGACCGACGAGCAGCUCUGUGUAUACCAGCCCGGAAAUUGCAACUUUGACAAUGUUGCCAGCUCUGUUGCUGGAUGUAGAUGGGCGCAGCUAGACAGUGAUGACUUUGACUGGUCUGGACCUGCAACAAACACUCCUACAGCCAACACUGGGCCUUCCUCAACUCACAACAACAUCGGUCAGUUCCUGUACAUCGAGGCCUCUUCCCCCCAGAGACCAGGCAUGCUGGCAGGCCUGGAGAGUCCUGACUUCCCAGCGGGAGUCGGCACAUGCAGGAUGAGGUUCUUCUAUCACAUGUACGGGGCUGCACAGAUGGGCACACUGAAGGUGUACACACACUCAAAACAAGGACCAAGGCAACUGAUGUGGAUAGAGUCAGGCAACAAGGGGAACUCCUGGCAGUAUGCAAACUUCCCCAUCGGAAACUCGGACAUGUACAAGGUUGUGGUGGAGGCCGAGGUGGGAGGGAGCGACCGCAGCGACAUCGCCAUCGAUGACAUCUCCUUCUCCCCUGGCUGUGCCAACUUAACCUACAGCUGCCCAGUGGGACAGUUCUACUGCCCUGACUUCCCGUACAUCAACUGCCUGCCUGACACCUGGAUCUGUGAUGGCGACGUUGACUGUCCGGACGGACGUGACGAAGAUGGCUGUCCGACCCAGUCUUACCAGUCUACUGCGGCAGCCGUGACUGGUGGCUCAGCGGGUACUGUGCCGGUGAACCCUGCCAGCUGCGGCCCACGUGAGCUGAGGUGCAACAGUGGAGCUUGUUACUCAGCACUGUUAGCAUGUGAUGGAGUUACAGACUGUACUGACAACUCGGAUGAAGUUGGCUGUAUCGGAAACGUCCCCUGCAACGGCACCAGUGUUUAUUGUGGCCCCACGAGCAGCUGUCUGAGUGAGACUACCCGCUGUGACGGUACUGAAGACUGUUCAACUGGAGCUGACGAGGCUUUGUGUGGAAGCUGUCCAACCAAUUACUGCCAGAAUGGAGGUCUCUGUGAAUACAAGAGUGAUUCCACUACUUUCUACUGCAGUUGCUCCAACAAGUUCAGCGGCAGUCGCUGUCAACUUGAGGUUAUCAGCCCUCCAGAAAGACGGACAGAUUCAAACACUACCAUGUGGAUAGCGAUCGGCCUUGUUGGGGGUGUGGUUCUUAUAGUGGCUGUACUUCUGUCCAUCUACUUUGUUGUCAGAAGAAACAACAGAGACAGGAGAUUUGGAGACCUUCCCGGUUACGGUACCAACAACCCUACUUAUGAGCCUGAUCAACUUCAAGAUUUCAAAUUCAGUGAUGUAGAUACUUCAUACAUGAUUGACACCCCAGAUACAACCUACAUGAUCGAUCCUCCACAGAAACUUGGCACAGAUGCUGCUGGGAUAGACAACCCUCUGUACGGUAUGAAGAAGGAAACAGACUUUGGGCUGGACAUCGAUGGACCAUCGUCCAGCUCUAAUGCAUAGCAACUGUCCUUUACAAAUACUUAGGUAAUCAGUAGUAAAAUAGGUUUUUUAAUGAAGGGCAGCCGAAACAUAAUCAUAUUGAAAGUACUAGUUUAAGACAGUAUUAGAUUUUCCUAAUGUGUUUACCAACCAACAAAGCUGCUAUCGUUAACAAUUGUUAACAAUGAAUGUAUCCAGAUUUUACGGAAUUUAGUUGUAGACUAUAUACAUGCCACGUCACAUUUUUCUAGUAACAAUCCUGCUAUCAUGUUCAAGCUUUUUUAUGUGA
Branchiostoma floridae (Florida lancelet) is the source of this 28831-nucleotide messenger RNA. Its product is annotated as MAM and LDL-receptor class A domain-containing protein 1-like. The record is from RefSeq and is a predicted model, not a curated record. The coding region runs from base 184 to 28563 and encodes 9459 amino acids. Gene Ontology annotation, cellular component: membrane. The transcript has 197 exons. Gene Ontology annotation, molecular function: protein binding. Lineage: Eukaryota; Metazoa; Chordata; Leptocardii; Amphioxiformes; Branchiostomatidae.